GGGCAUAGCUGACAGCACAGAGACGCAUUGUGGACACAUUUGCUACAGCUCCUCUCUUCUGAACGGGCCACACGGAGGUGGAUGGCCCCAUCGCCCUGCGUCAUGAUGAAUCCUGUGCAGGGGUCGCCGUCGCAAAACACCAAACAGCUUCAUCAGAAAGAAGAGACGGACACGGAGGGCGAGGAGCUCCAGCCCAAAGACAUGACCACCGAGAAAGGAUACAAAGUGCAACGGAGUAGCCUGCCGUUCAGUGUGGAGUCGUUGAUUUCCAAGACCACCUGUCGGACUCCGUAUCCCCCUUCAGAUAUAUCUCUGGUCCUGCCGAAGCCCGCGACCGGCCAGGGCGCACAGUUCUCCCCAAGGACUCUCUACACGGAGAGGAAGGUGUCGGCGGAGAGCUCGCAGGGUGUUUCCAGCUCCAGCGAGGACAGUCCGCAGUUUUGUGAGAAGGAUCAAGGCACUUGGUUCCAGACGUCCUCCUUCUCCACUCCACCACGUAAGUCCGUCCCUCCGCUGCUCAGAGUUCUUCAACAUGAAUUGCACUGAUAUUAAUCAUCUACGGCAGAUAAACGAGUCCGAAAUUGUACCAAAUGUUACAACGGUGACACAAACAUACAAUUAUUUCAGUUUUGCGAACCCAAUCUUGCGCAGAUAGCGCUACGGAGCGUGCGCAGUUUUUUAAAGAUGAGCUACUCAGUCACUGAGCACAUUGCACUGAUAUUUUGCUCUUGAGGUUACCGGUAUUUUUUUUUUUUUCGUUUUCAUGUUUCUACGUAUUAUUGUAGGUAUUUUUAGCUAUAUAGUUUGUUUAUACAGACGAGGCCAGAGUGAUUCAACAACGAGUAACAUUGUCAAUAAAUCUUUGGUUAAUGGGAUAUUUUUAUGACUGAAUAUUUCAUUUUUUGAAGCAGAACUAUUUUGUUUUUCAACAAAUAGGCUGUAUAUAAAUUUCAAUUGACUUGAUUGUUCGUGAUUUUGUUUACAUGGUACACUGAAGGCUCUUGUCUCCACCUUCAAAAUGAUUUCCAGAAAAAUAAAAAAAGCUUGAAUUUAAAUUUGACUGAAACGUUCUUCUCUGCAUUUUUUUUUCAAUCAGGGAGCUCCAGUCCAACUCAGUGUGCUUUACGGAAACACAAAAACAACAGGAAACCUCGCACACCCUUCACUACCUCUCAGCUGCUCGCGCUGGAACGUAAGUUUCGCCAGAAGCAGUACCUCUCCAUCGCCGAGAGAGCCGAGUUCUCCAACUCUCUCAACCUGACGGAGACUCAGGUCAAAAUAUGGUUUCAGAACAGAAGGGCCAAAGCAAAGAGACUGCAGGAGGCUGAGCUGGAAAAGUUUAAACUGGCCUCUAAACCCGUUCUGCCCGCUUUCGCGCUUCCGUUCCCCCUCGGAGCGCACAUGGGAUCUCCGACAACAUGGGGCCCGUCAAACGGCUUCCCAAGGCCCAGCCUGCCGGUGCCAGGACUGUUCAGUGGACCCGUCACUUAUGGGAUGUACUAUCUGUCUUAGUGUUGAUGUGUGGGGCUAAAGAGGGCAAAUGUCAUCUGUCACUGUUGCAAUACGCUUAGAACCAAGGAUGGCGAGUUGUUUCCAUCUCAGUAAACUUUUUAUUAUUUCUUUUCAAGCGCAGAUGUUUCUCUAACACUUUCUCUAGAGAUCAGUUAAAAUCUGGAUGCAUUUUUGAUAGAUAACUGUGUGCAUAUUGGCCUGUGCGGGUUCACUUGCUCUCACUAAUUUAAAUCAGUGUCCAGCUCUGUGGAUUUACAGGCGUCAGGCAAUACUCCAAAAGUAAAAGUCAGGUUUUAAACGACAUGCCUUAAAUAUCUCUGAGCAGCCUGCACUGCGCAGAAGUUCUUAAAAACGGACAUAGAAGUGUGUCAAGACAUGAAGGAAAUGAUUUGCUGAGACAGUGUGAUACAAUUUGAAAUCAACAUAAAAGUACUUAAACGGUGAUAGUGCCUUACUUUAAUGGAAUCACUUGAAGUAUUUCUGCUCCUUUAGCAUUGAGUGUUUUCUGUGAAACUGCAGUUUUUCCUCGGCUACUGUUUGAAUAUUUAUUCUUGCAGCAGCCCCUGCAGUAUUUUCUCUACUUUUUAAACAUGGUGCAAAUUUAUAUUUCAGGAUAAAAACAUGUAUUAGAUGACUUCUUACUGUCACAGCGUGGCCUUUGAGAGAGCGACUUUAGUUUUUCAGAGGAUUUUCUAUGUAUGUAAAAAAUAAACUGUUGAGUGUUGUUCAUAAAGGCCUGCAGCAGGAGGAAUGGUAUUUAUUAAAUAUCUUUGUAUCUGUACUGUGUACAUACACCUCUGUAAAUGUUCAGUCACUUGUAAAAUACUGAUUUUAGUAAAUAAACAUCGUAUACUUUA
This is a messenger RNA of Xyrichtys novacula (pearly razorfish), 2369 nucleotides long. NCBI's taxonomy places the organism in Eukaryota, Metazoa, Chordata, Actinopteri, Labriformes, Labridae. The record is from the annotation of a GenBank genome assembly.